AUGGCCAUGUCCCCGAGCAACUGGCGCAGCCUGCUGAGCGAGGCCUCGUGUUUGUCUGGGGCCUACAAAAUCUGCUCAGACUUGCGAUCCCUGCUGCCCGGGGCCAAGCGAAAGAAAUGGCCUCGGUCUCCGGUCAGGAGUGGGGGCUCACGGAAGGCGCUUGGAGUGGUCGAGAUGAACGGAGUGUGGGUGGAAUACGACCCCGACAGACACACUUUCCAUUGCUUCCGUCCAGAGCCCAGCGCGGUCGAGUAUAGUAUCAGCUACUUUGGAUGCGAAGCUGCCCAGAACCGUGGAAACUGCCGCCGAGCAGCCGACAAGCCAGGCGAUACCUUGCCGCACGCUCCUGACGAUGCCUGCUCAGACAUGGUUAGCGUUUCCGUCUUUGAAAGGCGUGCGCUGGUCAGUGCACUUCAGGUUGAGCAAAGCAAAACAGGCUGUGCUGCAUCAAUGAAGUACCUUGCUGGUAUGCGGACAGCCACCCAAGACGUUUCCGGUUUACUGGAUGCUCUCCUCGCACUCCUGCUUCAGACAGCCAACAUUCGACUGCGUGGGCAAAACGCGAAACCGACGUCCAGCAACAGAGCUCCGAUGAUUAAAAGAGGGCAGGGCUUUGCAGCUAUGUGUGACGAGGUGCUGAGCGUAGCUGUUUGGGCUUUGGCCCAUGCAGCAAAGGUGAAGACAAGGCUACGACCUGCGAGCCCAGGGCUGCCGGGAUUCUACCACACCACCGAGGAGCUCCGCAGCGAGAUGCGGUCGCUGGCUUCCCGCUGCUCCGGAUUUUCCAUGAGGACUGUCAGCAGGACAAGCUUGGCUGACGGAAGGUCCGUGGACUUGGAUGUGCUCUCUGUUCGGGCUCCCGGCGCAAGCCCGAAGAACAAGGUCUUCAUGCUGUUCGGGGAACAUGCUCGAGAAUUGAUUUCAGCAGAGUCGGGACUACACUUUGCCAAGACGCUUUGCGAAAACGACAAAGCUCGGGCGGAAUUGCAGAGGAGUGAGUUCUUGUUGGUGGUCAACGCCAACCCGGGCUCGCGGGUCCAAGUAGAACAGGGCGAUUGGUGCCUUCGUGUGGGCCCUGGUGGAGUCGACCUCAAUCGGAAUUGGGAUGAACACUGGCAGGGUGACGAGUCGUUUGGUGGGGACACGAAUCCAGGUCGGCUGCCCUUCAGCGAGCCAGAGACGCAGCUUCUGAAGGAGUUAGUCUCAGACUUCCAGCCAACGACAUUCCUGACCAUCCACAGUGGAACACUAGGAAUGUAUAUGCCCUGGGCCUUCGACAUGGAGCACUUGGCGAAUCGCAAUCAGGCCUCCAUGAUGGAGAUUUUGAAGGAAGUGGACCAGGCCCACUGCGAAUGCCCCUUCGGAGCGGCUGGGCGCGAGGUGGGCUAUUCCUGCCCCGGCACCUGCCUGGACUGGGUCUACGACAAACUUGAGACUCCGUAUGCAUUUGCCUAUGAGAUCUUCUAUGGAGGUGACCUGGAAUCGCUCCGACAGCGGUGGGAGGAGAAGACAGAGAUACCAGACGCCUCGCAACUUCAGGCACAAAAUCUGGCACACGAGCACUUCAAGGACAUGUUCGAAGACUUCCCCUCCAGCUUCAUCCAGGUCCAGUCUGAAACUAACGCGACCAAGACCAAUUCAGAGACCAUUACAGGCUUCGCAUGUUUCGGGGCGUUCAACCCCGCGACGGAAGAACAGUACCGUGCGACCGUAGAAAACUGGUCCGGGGCUUACCUGGACACGGUCAGCAAGGUAUCCGAGAAGCUUCGAUAA
Molecule: messenger RNA, 1773 nt
Organism: Symbiodinium sp. CCMP2456
Lineage: Eukaryota; Dinophyceae; Suessiales; Symbiodiniaceae
Source: the annotation of a GenBank genome assembly